AUGAUGCCCUAUUAUCUUGCCCUAGGCAUGGAAGGUUCAGCUAAUAAGCUUGGAGUUGGGAUCAUCAGACAGCCAUUGGGAAAUCUCUGUGAGAACAACCGUGCGGAAAUUUUGUCGAAUGUGAGGAACACAUACAAUGCACCACCGGGACAGGGAUUUCUCCCCCGAGAUACGGCUAGACAUCAUAGAAACUGGAUACUGAGAUUGGUUCAAACUGCACUUGAAGAGGCACAUGUUAAUGUGAGUGACUUGGACUGUCUAUGUUUCACGCAAGGUCCAGGUAUGGGAGCACCGUUACAGAGCGUUGUCGUGGCAGCCAGGACGUUAAGUCAGCUCUGGAACAUUCCAUUGGUUGGUGUGAAUCACUGUAUAGGCCAUAUUGAGAUGGGCCGUGAGAUCACGGGAGCUUUGAAUCCGGUUGUUUUGUAUGUGAGUGGUGGAAAUACGCAGAUCAUCGCAUAUUCAAGACAGAGGUACCGGAUAUUCGGAGAGACUUUGGAUAUUGCAAUAGGAAACUGUUUGGAUCGUUUUGCUAGGACUUUACAUAUUCCCAAUGAUCCAUCUCCGGGGUAUAAUAUUGAACAGCUUGCCAAAAAGGGUAAGCAUUUGGUAGAGCUUCCAUAUACGGUGAAGGGAAUGGAUAUUAGUAUGAGCGGGAUCCUUGAAUAUGUGGAUAGUUUGGCUCACGACCUCUUUUCCGGUAAGAAAUCGAAGAAUUUGUACGAUGAAGAGGAUGGAAAGAGGAUUACGGUGGAAGAUUUGUGCUUUUCACUACAAGAAAAUCUGUUUUCCAUGCUUGUGGAAAUAACAGAGAGGGCAAUGGCUCAUGUGAACUCCAACCAAGUGUUGAUAGUAGGUGGUGUGGGGUGUAAUGAGAGAUUACAGGAGAUGAUGGAUACUAUGGCUGCUGAUAGAAAUGGGUCGAUCUUUGCUACAGAUGAGAGGUUUUGCAUUGAUAAUGGUAUCAUGAUUGCCCACGCGGGGCUUCUUGGUUACAGGGUUGGGUAUAGAAAUGAUCUUCAAGAUACCGUAUGCCGGCAGAAGUUCAGGACAGAUGAGGUGUUCGUUAAGUGGAGGGAUUGA
Molecule: messenger RNA, 1083 nt
Organism: Brettanomyces nanus
Lineage: Eukaryota; Fungi; Ascomycota; Pichiomycetes; Pichiales; Pichiaceae
Gene: KAE1
Product: putative tRNA threonylcarbamoyladenosine biosynthesis protein kae1
Exons: 2
Coding region: 1-1083 (360 amino acids)
Biological process (GO): tRNA threonylcarbamoyladenosine modification
Cellular component (GO): EKC/KEOPS complex; cytoplasm
Source: RefSeq, a predicted model, not a curated record